AUGGGACUUGAUAAAGAAGCAAGUUCAUCUUCACACGUGUUGAAUGUUCCUCAGUUUCCCAGAGAAGACACUCCUUUAUUAGGCAAGAGACCUCCAGUUUCUUCCCGAGGCAAGACCUUUGCAAAUGUUUUCAUAGCUAUAGUUGGUGCAGGAGUUCUUGGCUUACCUUACACUUUCAAGAAAACAGGAUGGGUUAUGGGCUCUCUUAUGGUUCUCUCUGUUGCUUUCCUGACUUACUAUUGCAUGAUGUUGUUAGUCUAUACUCGUAGAAAGCUUGAAUCUUUAGAAGAAUUCACCAAGAUUGCCUCUUUUGGUGAUCUGGGUUUCACUGUGUGUGGUCCUGUAGGUCGUGUUGCUGUUGAUGUUAUGAUUGUUCUUGCACAAGCAGGGUUUUGUGUCAGCUAUCUUAUUUUUAUCGCCAACACUUUAGCUUAUAUUAUAAAUCAUCAAUCAAGUGAUAAAAUUUUGGGCUUUUUGAGUCCCAAGGCUUUGUAUAUAUGGGUUUGUUUUCCUUUUCAGUUGGGGUUGAAUUCAAUUCCAACAUUGACUCAUUUGGCUCCGUUGAGCAUUUUUGCUGAUGUUGUUGAUCUUGGAGCUAUGGGAGUGGUUAUGGUGGAGGAUGUGAUGGUCUUUUUGGAAAAUAGGCCUGUUUUACAAGCUUUUGGUGGGUUCUCUGUUUUCUUCUAUGGUUUAGGUGUGUCUGUUUAUGCUUUUGAAGGGAUUGGUAUGGUGUUGCCAUUGGAGUCUGAAGCUAAAGACAAGGACAAGUUUGGUAGAGUGUUGGGGUUGUGUAUGGCUCUAAUUUCUUUGAUGUAUGUAGGUUUUGGGGUAUUGGGUUACUUUGCUUUUGGUGAAGAUACCAAGGAUAUAAUCACUACCAAUUUGGGACCUGGACUAGUGAGCAUUCUUGUGCAGAUUGGUUUGUGCAUAAACCUGUUCUUUACAUUCCCAUUGAUGAUGAAUCCAGUUUAUGAAGUGGUGGAGAGAAGGUUUUGUGAUUCUAGGUACACUAUAUUGUUGAGAUGGGUGGUUGUUUUGGGAGUGAGUUUGGUGGCUUUGUUGGUGCCUAAUUUUGCAGAUUUCUUGUCUCUAGUAGGGAGCAGUGUGUGUUGUAUGCUGGGGUUUGUGUUGCCUGCUUUGUUUCAUCUCAUGGUGUUUAAGGAAGAGCUGGGUUGGAAUUGGUUGCUUUUGGACGGGGCAUUUGUGUUCUUUGGUGCCAUUGUUGCAGUUAGUGGUACCUGGACUUCCUUGAUGGAGAUAUUUGCAUCGAAGUCAUCUUGA
Messenger RNA from Dovyalis caffra, 1281 nucleotides. The record is from the annotation of a GenBank genome assembly. NCBI's taxonomy places the organism in Eukaryota, Viridiplantae, Streptophyta, Magnoliopsida, Malpighiales, Salicaceae.